UCAACGCUGAACGACAGUGUGUGGGUUGCCUUGUUUCCAGACGGCUGAAGUGAUAGUCUACUACUGUACAGUCAUUCCUAAGAGGCAGGAGACUCAAAACUUUAAGACUUUUGUGGAGAUAGACGACAGUCGGUUGCUCAGCGAAUAUGGGGGUCGGGGAUGGACGUGACCAGUAUGAGUUGGCGGCGACGUCGGAGCAGGGAGGGGACAAGAAGAAGAAGAAGAAGAAGAACAAGGACAAGGAUAUGGACGAGCUGAAGAGGGAAGUAGAUAUGGAUGACCAUAAACUGACCCUGGAUGAACUCCAUCGUAAAUAUGGGACCGACCUGAGCAAGGGCCUGACCAGUUCGCGGGCUGCAGAGAUCCUGCUUCGUGACGGACCCAAUGCCCUGACGCCACCCCCCACCACUCCCGAGUGGGUGAAGUUCUGCAAGCAAAUGUUCGGAGGGUUCUCUAUGCUGCUGUGGACUGGUGCCAUCCUCUGCUUCCUGGCCUACGGCGUCCAGGCCGCCAUGGAGGACGAGCCGGCCAACGACAAUUUGUACCUGGGUGUCGUGUUAUCUGCUGUGGUCAUCAUCACUGGCUGUUUCUCCUACUACCAAGAGUCCAAGAGCUCCAAGAUCAUGGACUCCUUCAAGAACCUGGUCCCGCAGCAAGCCUUGGUGCUGCGUGAUGGAGAGAAACUGAACAUCAAUGCCGAGACUGUGGUGGUGGGGGAUCUGGUGGAGGUGAAGGGUGGAGAUCGCAUCCCCGCCGACAUCCGCAUCAUCGCCGCUCACGGCUGCAAGGUGGACAACUCCUCUCUGACUGGUGAAUCUGAGCCACAGACCAGAUCACCAGACUUCUCCAACGACAACCCCCUCGAGACCAGGAACAUCUCCUUCUUCUCCACCAACUGUGUGGAAGGAACUGCCCGCGGUAUCGUGAUCAGCACAGGCGACCGGACUGUGAUGGGCCGCAUCGCCACGCUGGCGUCGGGCCUGGAGGUGGGACGCACGCCCAUCUCCAUCGAGAUCGAGCACUUCAUCCACAUCAUUACGGGCGUGGCCGUCUUCCUGGGCGUCUCCUUCUUCAUCCUGUCCAUCAUCCUGGGCUACAGCUGUCUGGAGGCCGUCAUCUUCCUUAUCGGCAUCAUCGUCGCCAACGUGCCCGAGGGGCUGCUGGCUACUGUCACAGUGUGUCUGACCCUGACGGCCAAGCGCAUGGCCAAGAAGAACUGCCUGGUGAAGAACCUGGAGGCCGUCGAGACGCUCGGCUCCACCUCCACCAUCUGCUCCGACAAGACCGGCACCCUGACGCAGAACCGCAUGACGGUCGCCCACAUGUGGUUCGACAACCAGAUCCACGAGGCCGACACCACCGAGAACCAGAGCGGCGCCACCUUCGACCGCAGCUCCACCACCUGGGCUUCACUGGCCCGCAUCGCCGGCCUCUGCAACCGAGCCGUCUUCCUCGCCGAGCAGACCGACGUUCCCAUCCUCAAGAGGGAUGUGGCCGGAGACGCGUCGGAGUCUGCUCUGUUAAAAUGCAUCGAGCUGUGCUGCGGAUCCGUCAGAGAGAUGAGAGAGAAGUACACAAAGAUCUCCGAGAUCCCCUUCAACUCCACCAACAAAUAUCAGCUGUCCAUCCAUAAGAACCCCAACGCGGCCACAGAGUCCACCCACCUGCUGGUGAUGAAGGGGGCACCGGAGCGGAUCCUCGACCGCUGUUCCACCAUCAUGAUCCAGGGCAAGGAGCAGCCGCUGGAUGAGGAGAUGAGGGACUCCUUCCAGAACGCCUACCUGGAGCUGGGCGGCCUUGGAGAGAGAGUGCUGGGUUUCUGCCACUCAAACAUGGCUGAUGACCAGUUCCCCGAGGGAUUCCAGUUCGACAUGGACGACCUGAACUUCCCCACAGAGAACCUGUGUUUCGUGGGCCUCAUGUCCAUGAUUGACCCUCCUCGCGCCGCCGUACCUGACGCUGUGGGCAAAUGCAGGAGUGCCGGCAUCAAGGUCAUCAUGGUGACGGGAGAUCAUCCAAUCACUGCUAAGGCCAUCGCCAAGGGAGUAGGCAUUAUCUCAGAAGGCAAUGAAACUGUGGAGGACAUCGCAGCGCGGCUCAACAUUCCUGUUGAUGAAGUUAACCCCAGGGACGCCAAGGCGUGCGUGGUGCAUGGCGGGGACCUGAAGGACAUGGACUGCGAGAAGCUGGACGACAUCCUGAAGUACCACACUGAAAUCGUCUUCGCCAGGACCUCGCCCCAGCAGAAGCUCAUCAUAGUGGAGGGCUGCCAACGCCAGGGAGCCAUCGUGGCAGUGACAGGUGACGGUGUGAACGACUCGCCAGCCCUUAAGAAGGCAGACAUCGGCGUUGCUAUGGGCAUUUCUGGCUCUGACGUAUCCAAGCAAGCCGCCGACAUGAUUCUCCUGGAUGACAACUUUGCUUCCAUUGUCACCGGAGUGGAGGAAGGCCGCCUGAUUUUCGACAACCUGAAGAAGUCCAUCGCCUACACACUGACCAGCAACAUCCCAGAGAUCACCCCAUUCCUCUUCUUCAUCAUCGCUAACAUCCCCUUACCCCUCGGCACGGUCACCAUCUUGUGCAUUGACCUGGGCACUGACAUGGUCCCCGCUAUCUCUCUGGCCUAUGAGGCUGCGGAGAGUGACAUCAUGAAGAGGCAGCCUAGGAACCCCAAGACGGAUAAACUGGUGAACGAGAGGCUGAUCAGCAUAGCCUAUGGCCAGAUUGGUAUGAUCCAAGCUUUGGCAGGAUUCUUCACCUACUUUGUCAUUCUUGCUGAAAACGGCUUCCUGCCCGCAACAUUACUGGGCAUCCGUGUCAAUUGGGAUGAUAAACACUGCAAUGACCUGCAGGACAGCUAUGGCCAGCAGUGGACCUAUGAGCAGAGGAAGAUAGUGGAGUUUACCUGCCACACUGCCUUCUUUGCCAGCAUUGUGAUAGUGCAGUGGGCUGACCUGAUCAUCUGCAAGACCCGGAGGAACUCUGUCUUCCAGCAGGGCAUGAGGAAUAAGAUCCUGAUCUUCGGCCUGUUUGAGGAGACGGCCCUGGCAGCCUUCCUCUCGUACUGUCCCGGCAUGGGCAUCGCCCUCAGGAUGUACCCACUCAAGAUCAACUGGUGGUUCUGCGCUCUCCCCUACUCCCUGCUCAUCUUCAUCUAUGACGAGAUCAGGAAACUCAUCCUCAGACGGAACCCAGGAGGUUGGGUGGAGAGAGAGACAUACUAUUAAAGUUAAUGUUAUCAUUUUGUUGUAUGGUAGAUAUGCUGCUUUGACACUUAACCUCUGUACUGUACAUUUGGAAGUGUUUACAUAGGGAAUGCUUGGCACUUGCUCAUACAAACACACAUACAGUAUGCUCACUCUCUCACUCACCCUUUCUAACUCUCUCAUUCUCUCUCUUUCUUUCUGUAUUUCUCUUUCUUUCUCUCUCUCAUUCUCUCUCUCUUUCUUUCUCACACACAGUUCUCAGACACUAUUCUCAUGCAGGCCUGUCUUUACAGAUUAAGAUUGUGGAUGUGUGUUGGACCUUUUGGUUUUAAGCAGUACAGCAUUUUUAUAUGUGUUUUUAACAGUAUACUACAAAUAAACUCACAUCAUCCA
This is a messenger RNA of Alosa sapidissima (American shad), 3599 nucleotides long. RefSeq names its product ATPase Na+/K+ transporting subunit alpha 1b (gene atp1a1b). Gene Ontology annotation, cellular component: membrane. Gene Ontology annotation, molecular function: P-type sodium:potassium-exchanging transporter activity; ATP hydrolysis activity; ATP binding. NCBI's taxonomy places the organism in Eukaryota, Metazoa, Chordata, Actinopteri, Clupeiformes, Clupeidae. The coding region runs from base 147 to 3227 and encodes 1026 amino acids. Gene Ontology annotation, biological process: potassium ion import across plasma membrane; proton transmembrane transport; sodium ion export across plasma membrane. The transcript has 22 exons. The record is from RefSeq and is a predicted model, not a curated record.